This is a messenger RNA of Rotaria sordida, 1311 nucleotides long. NCBI's taxonomy places the organism in Eukaryota, Metazoa, Rotifera, Eurotatoria, Philodinida, Philodinidae. The record is from the annotation of a GenBank genome assembly.
AUGGAUUCUUCAUCACAUAUUCAAAUUGUUCUAUCAAAAAUAAAUGAAUUUCAUCGAUUAACAAUAAGUGAUUCAGAUAUUAAAAUAAAAAAUGCUAUACAAGAAAUCCUUCAUCUAUGGCCUGAAGUACUUACUGCCGUUGAUAAAGCUACUGAUGAUGAAUUAUUUACUUUAAAUAUUAGUCGAGCUGUCUUAACUCAAGUAUUUACAAUUGUUUUAUCAAAAGAUUUUUUUAAUAAAGAUCAUUUAUUAGUACGUGAAAUUUUUUUUACUUGUUUUAAUAUACUUGUUAAUCAUGUAUAUAUAUUUAAAAAUACGAAUUCAACACCUAGAAACAUAUUUAUUGAUUCUAAUGUACGUCUUUUAAUGAAAAUGUUAACAAGUAUAACAUCAUUAGUAAAAUUUCAGAAUGAAGAUUUUUCUAAAAUUAAUGAUUAUCAAUUAUUUAUUGCUAUACGUGAACAUAUUGAUCAAGAUUUUAAACAUGAUAAUUUAACUGAUGGAAUUAUAUCAUUUAUAUGGAAUUUAUCUGAUCGAACAAUUUUAGUACCAUUAUUUAUAAAUACUGGCUAUGUAAAUAGUAUUAUUCAAUGGAUAAAAACUCGUGAAAUUAAAUUUCGUGAUGAUAAAUUAAAUGCACCAAUACAUAUUUUACAUAAUUUAUCACGACAUGAUGAUGGUAUUAAUCAAUUAAAUAUAUAUAAUGCACUUAAAAUAAUUGAUGAUAUUAAAACUGAAACAAAUAAAUAUGAUAAUCCUGAUGAUUUAACAAUACAUAUAGCUAUGAUUCGUGCACUUCUAACUAAUAUAAAUCAAAUUAAAAAUGAUUCAAAAAAAUAUUCAAAUAAAAUUCUUAAUAUGAUUAUAAAAUUAUGUAUAGAUGCUGCAAAAAAUGAACGAUAUCGUUAUAAUGGUUCUCAUAUAUCUGAACCAUUGACAGUACUUGUAAAAUUAUUUUAUAAUGAUGAUAUAUUACAUAAUACAUUUUAUAAUAAUGAAACAAAAUCAUCAUCAUCAAAUAUUCAAUUAUUAAUAGAACUUUUAAUAUCAUUACUUACUAAAUUUUAUUCAAAGAUAAAUCUUGAUAAUGACAUUUUAGAAAAUUAUACUUGUGUUGUUAUAUUAAAUCUAUUUUGGCUUAUUUCAAAUCAUGAAAAAUAUCGUCAGAUUAUUCAAAACAAUGAACAAUUGAUGAAUAUUAUAAAACGUGCUGUAAAUGAUGAAGAAAUUUUUAUAGAUACCUUUAUGCCACGAACAAUGAAAAGUAUAAAACAAUCAGCAAAUGAUAUUCUAAAAAAUUUUGAUAGCUAA